AUGUCACGGCUGGCGCUCGGUGACGAUAACGCACGUGACGACCUGCAGCGCCGGAUGCGCGUUUUCUGCGGCUGCGGCCAGAUCCCAGCGGCUGGCGCACGUCUGGAGCAUCAUGCGCGUUGCUGCAUUAUAUCAUAUGUGGCGGCUUCUACUGGUGCGCGCCCUCCCCUUGCCAUUUCGGACGACCUGGCACUCCUGCAGCACCUCGCGCAUGACGCCACUGCCCACGACUGCAACGACGGCCGCACCUGUGGCGAGCUGCAGCACCUGUGGCGCACGGCAGCACCCGUGACGCACGGCAGCACCUGUGACGCACGACUUUCUCCUUCCUGCCGAGGCCAGCUUCUCGUGCCGACCAGCAGCUUCAACUUCAACGGCGUGCAGCAGGGGUCGCACAUCAGCAGCACUACCCGGCGCUCGGCAGCAGCAUCAGCGGAUUGCAGUAGCGACACACUCGCGGAAGUAGCGGCGGGUGAGCUGGAGACGACUAGCAGCAACGGGCUGCUGACCCAUUCUUCUGCCGAGCGGGCGCACGGGAGCAGCUGCGGGCGACUGGCCAUGGCGGCUGCAACAUUUCCUGCCCACCGGAAGCAUCACUUGGCCGCUUGCAGCAACAUCGGGCCUGCUGCAGCAGAUGGCGGCAGAAGCACUCUGCACCAGCACUCUGCCUGCAGCUCCCCUUGA
Molecule: messenger RNA, 684 nt
Organism: Closterium sp. Naga37s-1
Lineage: Eukaryota; Viridiplantae; Streptophyta; Zygnematophyceae; Desmidiales; Closteriaceae
Source: the annotation of a GenBank genome assembly